AUGGGGAAAUUUGCAAUCAGCUGUGCUUUCAUGGCUUUAUUCGUGUACGCCAGUGAGGUGUUUCCGACACCCAUUCGGAAUGUUUCCGUUGGUUUAUGCAGUGUUUUAUCUCGAGGGGGAGCGAUCGCUGCUCCAUACAUACGGAUAUUGGGUUCGAUCUGGCCAAUGUCGCCAAUGUUUCUGCUUGCAUCAAUGUCGUUCUUGGCUAGUGUGGUCACCUGUUUAUUGCCUGAAACUCAUCGAAAGCCUCUGCCGUCCAGCAUACGUGAAACUACUCUCGAUUCAAAAGAUCUCCCUUCGUGA
Cooperia oncophora is the source of this 303-nucleotide messenger RNA. NCBI's taxonomy places the organism in Eukaryota, Metazoa, Nematoda, Chromadorea, Rhabditida, Trichostrongylidae. The record is from the annotation of a GenBank genome assembly.